AUGACGUCUCUCUUUCGCCCCUCCAACCCCUCUCCACUCACUUCACAAACCCUUAUGUCGCCCCCAGAAACCCCAAUCCUUCAAACUCUCCCUAUCCAAAGCCACUACUACCGCCCCCCUCGGUCAACCCUAACAUCGCCGGCCCGUAGCAACAUCUCUAGUCCCGCCGGAUCGCCGACCCGCACAUCCCGGCAGACACGGAUACAAAGCCUCCUCGCCAACGACCCGCUGCUAUCUCGCCUAACCCCGGCCACGAUCGCUCGGCUCUCAAAUGACCCAGAAUUCGGCUUCACACCCGCAGAAAAAGAAUGGAGUAUUCGCGCCGCGGAGGGUAUCGUGAGAGUCGGGGAAUGGCUGCGCGAGGUCGAGGGCUGGAAUGUGCAAUGGAGACGAUCAAAGGGUCGGGACGCCGGCGAUGGAUAUCUACCGCCGCGGCCCAAGAAACGAAGGAAAGUCAGUAUAAUAAGUGUCGGAACCGAGAUGGGAUCCAUUGCGGAGGAGGAUGAGGAAGGCGAGGAUUCGGAAGAGGAGGAAGCGAGGAACCUGUUGAUAAAAAAGAGGAACUCAAAACCGCCCACGCCAUAUCAGUUGAAUCUGCAGAAGCAACGGGCGGGUACAGCUGUGACACCCUCAAAGGGUAACAGGCCACUUUAUGACGAGUACGACGGAGAGUCCACGGACGAGGAGGAUGAGGAGGAAAUUGACGAGAGCGAGUACUGCGGCUCGCUGAAAAAAACUACGAUCGAGCAGUAUCUCGAAAGGAUUGAACAAAUCAAAUCCGAGAUCGAAGAGCUUGACGUUGAAGCCCUCAAGAGCAAAGUCCUUGCAUAUCGCACCGGAAUAUCCAACCCACUUACCGAUUCCUCGGCCAUCAUCACAGCCAUAACAUUACAACUCCUCCCGCCUCUACAUCGCCUCACAAAAUUGCUCUCCGUCUGGGCGGUCCGACUUGCGGUCCUCCGACUUGUACCUGUUUUCCUGCGAUGGCUCCAGAUCGCAAAAGACUCGCUCGACGCUGGAUACGCGGCGAUCAACCACCCUAGCAUAGCGCCUUCUCAGGACACAUCCGAUGACGAGUGGCGCGGGCUGGAAGAAUCGACAUUCGGACUAAUGCAGGAAACUAUUACAGCAAAGGUCGCGACAGCCGGCAGACUGAUGGAUACUAUGCUGGAUGCACUGGAGGGCCGCGAAGACGUUUUGCCGGACCUGUGGAUCACGGAGUUAGAGGACGUUGAGGAACGGGUGGGUGCGUGGGAGAUGGACGGUGAACGGGUUGUCAUUGCCGGGAAGUUAAGGCUGGAAGAGCUGCGACAGAGGGAAACAAAGAGGGAAGAGCUGUUACGAGAGAUGGAAAGAAAUAGACUCGUUGAAGAGCAGGAGAGGUACGCGGAGGAAGCAAGGGGCGCCGAGUGCGUGGCAGAGAGCGUCAUGGAGCGUGCCGAAGAGACAGAGCGAGGUCUCCGGGAAGCAAUGGAGGCAAAUGAGGAUGUCACAGAGAAUAUCGAACUUGUCGGAGAUAAUUACGAUGAGGACGCAAGUGGUGACGAGAACGACUAUGAGCCCAGAGAGAUGGAUGAGUUAUUAAUGAGACUCGAGGGCGUAGAGAAGGAUAGAUUGUUCUCUAGGGAUAAUUCUGAUAGUGAGGCGGAAGAUGUGCGUCAUGCCGACGUGUUUGAGAGAUCAAGGAGAGGCCUUCGGAUAGAUGGGGGUGGAAGUAGCUCUAUCGAUGCAUUCCCAGCGCUAGACCACGAGCUAUCACUCGGAAACAACGCCCAACCCGAGGCAUCAACAGCCUUCCACACACCCAUGCCCACACCGGGCAUUAUGCAGGAUCACGAUCAGCUCCGAAAGGGCUCCACAGCAACAGACUACUACACUCCCAUGCCCACACCUGGAAUUAUCACCGCACUAAACCAGGCAACAACCUCAGACUCUGAUGGCUCCAUAACACCCACACAAUUCCACACACCUAUGCCGACGCCGAGGGUUCCAUUCCCCCCACAACCGGAUUCAGAGGCCUCCUCUUCGCGCCGAGGAUCCGCAACUCCUACAAUCCAGUUCCCAGCAUCUCUCAUGUUCGGAGACCAACCGCCACUCCGGCGCCAAUCUUCAACUCCCUUCCAUACCCCAAUGACUACACCAGCUCUCAUGGCCGCAUUCCAACACGGCCCGCCACUCCUCCGGAGACAGCCCUCAAUGCCGUGUAUGCCGGUCCCGAAACUUCCGCCAACAGCACAAGUUUUUGCAGCAACUGCCCGCCGCGAACCACCGUCUCCUGAAACACCAAAACGCGCGGAAGCCGAGAAUACACAGGAGGAGGCAAAGGAGGUCAAAAAGACCACUCCCAAGCCCAAAGUCAAUAUCCUUGCCGCUGCACGCUCAUUCUUCAAAUCUCCAAAGGCAGAAAGUAAGAAAAGUCGCGCAAAGAAGGAGGAGCAGGCCAAGAAGGAGGAGGCGCGAAAGAAGGAGGAGGAAGAGCGGGAAAUGAUCGAGGCGGUCAACGCAGAAACCGAACGAUUGUCAAAGCUGGAAGAGGCAGAGAGGGAACGCACCGAGAAGAUAAAUGCGGUCAAGAUGAAGCUAGCGGAGGCAGAACGACUCAGAGAAGUAGAGCGGGCGGCCAGAGAAGUGGAGGAAAGGAAAAAGGUUGCGGAAGCCGAGCGCAAGCGAAUGAUAGAAGAGGAAGCGCGGGAAAGGAAGGCACGGGAAGAAGAACAGGAGCGAUUGGCACAGGAAGAACUCCGUCUUAAGAUUGAAGAGGAAGAGGAGGAAGAGCGUCUAAGACGGGCGUCGAUUGAACGGGUAUCUGCACUUGAGGCAGUUAAUCUCGCUACCGAUGCAGAGCACCAGAGACUCCUCGCUCAGGAGGCAUCGAUCAUUGCAGAACAAGCUCGUCAACAAAUGGCGGAAGAAGAGGAGGAACGAAGCAGACUGUUUGAAGCCGAAAAGCAAGCGCUACUUGAGCAGGAACGUAUAGCAGAGGUUGAAAGGCUUGCUGUCGCCGAAGCUAUGCGAGUUAAAGCCGAAGAAGAGGCAGAACGUGAACGCCGCGCGGAGAUGGAUAGACUCGCAGCUGAAGCCGAAGCCGAAGCUGAGCGUCAAAGACUCGCUGAAGAGGAGGCAGCGCUGGAACGGCAAGCUGAGUCUGAAAGACUCGCUGCCGUGGAAGAAGCUGCACGACUACAGGCUGAGAAGGACGCUGAAGCCAAGAUCCUGCGAUUGAUUGCAGAAGAAAAAGAACGUGACAGACUGGCCGCUGAAGAAGCUGCUCACGUCGAAGCUGAAGAGCAAGCCGAAGCUGAGAGGCUAGCUGCUGCUGAAGCGGCACGUAUCGAAGCCGAGGAAGAAGCCGAAUGCUUUAGAAUGAUUCAAGAGGAAGCCGAAGCUGAGAGACUUGCUGCUCUUGAAGCGGCACGUAUCGAGGCCAAGGAAGAAGCCGAACACUUUAAAAUGAUUCAAGAGGAAGAGGAACGUGAAAGACUCGCUUCCAUUGAGGCUGCUUGUCUUGAAGCUGAAGAGGAAGCUGAGGCUGAACGUCUACGACUCAUUGAAGAAGAAGACGAAAGACUCGCCGCCAUUGAAGCUACCCGUAUCAAGGGAGAGGAAGAAGCCGAAGAUGAACGCCUACGACUAAUCUUCGAGGAGGAGGAGCGCGAACGACAGGUAGAGGCCGAAAGAUUCGCUGCCGAAGAAGAGCGCCAAAGACUCCACUUCGAGGAAGAGGAGCGAAAACGUCAAGCCGAGGCCGAUGUCGCAGCAGAGCGUCUGAGACUCGCUAAGGAGGAAUUAGAGGCAAAACGUCAAAUAGAAGUUCAGAGAGUUGCGGCCGUUGCAAUGGCCCGUCUGGCAGCCGAAGAAGAGCAGCGACGACAGGCGGAGAUUGAGCAACUUGCCGCCGAAGAAGCUGCCAGGCUCGAGGCAGGACUCGCCGAGGAGGAAGCCGAGCGAGAGAGACAAGCAGAGGUUGAGAGACUCGCUGCGAUUGAGGCCGAGCGCAUCAGGGCUGAAGAGGAAGCAGAACGUCAACGUCAAGAAGAGGAAAGAGCUGCAGCCCUUGAGAUUGCAAGGUUAGAGGCUGAAGCUGAGGAAAAGGCUGAGCGUCUACGGGUCCUUGAAGAGGAAUCUGCCCGCCUCAAGGCUGAAGAGGAAGCAGAAAAACAGCGCCAAGAAGAGCUCGAGCGCCUCACCGAGAUUGAAGCUGCACAUAUUGCUGAAGAGGAGCGACAAACUGAGAUCCAACGUCUUGCUGUCCUAGAAGCUGAAGCCGUAGAGGAGGCUAGACGUGCAGAGGAAGCAUCUGCCCACGCCCUGAUGCAAGAAGCAGAGCGUACCCUCGAAGAUGACCGCCGGAGGGCCAUACAAGAAGAGGCUCGGAUCAACGCUGCACUUCAAGCCGAAGCAAUAAGACUUGCCGAAGAAGAAGCUGCGCGCCAACGUCAGGCCGAACUUGAACUCCUUGCCGUUAUCGAGGCCGAAAACGCUGCACGGGAGGAAGAAGAACGUCAACGCGUGUUCAAACUUGAAGAUGAACGUCGCAAGGCUAUUGAGGAAGAAGCUCGACGGAACGCCGAGUUUCACGCUGAUGCAGUCAGACUUGCCGAGGAAGAUGUUGCGCAUCAGCGCAAAAUUGAACUCGAGCGACUAGCAAAGAUCGAAGCCGAACGUGCUGAGCGAGAGGAGGAAGAACAUCAACGUAUGGUAAAGCUUGAAGUUGACCGUCUCAGGGCCAUUGAACAGGAAGCCGAGAACGAGCGACUCAUAACUUUGGAGCUUGAUCGAUUGAAGGUCGAACAGGAAGCUGAGAUUCAACGUCUCGCUGCUCUGGAAGCAUCCCGUCUUGAGCUCGAAUCUGAACAAAUUGCCGCUAUCGCAGCUGCUGAGGAGGCUGAGCGUCAACAGGAAGAGCAGGUAAGACUUGCCGCCGAAACUAAGCAGAAUAAAUUAGCUAAAUCAGAAGCACAGAUAAUCGCCGAAGCUCAGAGAUCCGAGAACAAACGAGUCGCAGACCUAGAUGACGUCCGUCUGGCUGCUGAGGCUGAAGUAGAGACUGAAAUCCAAGCCGAACUCGAGAGACAAUUGCAGCGUGCUAUAGGCGACGAAGAAAUUCAAAGAAUGGUCAGAGAGCAGGAACAGAAAGAUAUGGAGCGCAUAGAGGAGGAGGAGCGAAGGAUCAAUGAACAGAUUCAACGACAAAUGGCUGAGCAGCAGGCAAUAAUUGAAGCAGAAGCAGAAACGGAACGCCAGCUCAACGCCCAGUUACAGAUGGAAGCUCGGGAGGCCAUUGCUGAAGCAGAAAGGAAGAGGGAGAAGGAAGACGAAAAUAUACGUCGACAACUUGCUACUUUCAACGAUUCAAUGGACUCUGAUGAUGAAAUGCAAUUUCAGCUGAUUUCUAAGAUCAAACGGGUAGCCCUUGAGGCAGAAGCUGAAUACCAGAGACAACAAGCCAUUGACGAGAAAGAACAGAGGAAAAUGAUUUCCGAGUUUGAAGCAAGAUUCAAGGCUGAGGAGGAGAUGCAGGAUAAAAAGCUCGCCGCAGAACUAGAACGAGAGCGUCUCCAAGCCCUUGAGCAAGAACGGCGUUGGGAGAUUAACGAGGAAGCAGCAUACAAGCAGGCCACGCAAGAGGAAGAGAAGAUCCACCGGCAGAUCGCCGCUCAAGAGAGGAGAUGGGCCCACGAGGAAGAAAUAGAAAAGAAGCGUUUUGCACAUGCCGAAAAUGAAUCGGGCCUCACUUUCGAAGAGAUGGAUCUCCAAAGACGUCUUGCUGAAGAUGAGCGGCAAAGAUUAGAAGACUUGGCUUUGGUGAAGCGGGAGCAGGAGCGAUUCGCGGCCCAAGAAGCAGAAAGACUUGCAAUGGAGCAGCGAAUUGAAAAUGAUAGGCUUGAGGCGGAGCGGUUGAGGGAGGAGGAAGAAAGGCAGAGGCAGGCACAGUUCUCGAACCACCGUAAUCCCAACUCAGAGAGAGAUUUCCUCUCGGGAGAUGAUAUUACCGAGGAUUACCAAGAUCUUUCGCUCACUAAACUUCCUUUCAAAGAGUCCGAUGAGGACUCCGGGAGUCUUGGGAGUGAGAAUAUGGCAUAUGCGGAAGCACGGAAAAACCAGCCAUCUGUUCCUCCAUCUAUAACCUUAACACCUAUAUCUUCACGAUCAUCAUCUGUUCUGCACCAGACAAAAUACAAAACUCCCGAAACGAAUAAGGAAGUCCCACCUACACCAUGGUCACAAGAAUCAACAAGCCCAGAAAUCUCCCCGGAUAUGUCAAAAUCACAGGGAAAUAUCUCUGAGUCAUACUCGGAUCUGGAGGAAGAUCUGGUAGCAGUCGAGAACCUAGCCGCUCACCUCUCUUUACAAAAAGCACUCAAUGGCAAUGAUGAUUCGGGAGAAUAUGAACUUCCUCAGACUAGGCAAAGCUCCGAUCAAGAACUAUCGGAUAGUUCUUUUGACGGCCUGCCUUGUAUCCUUAUAGCUCCCUCAACACCUGGGGAUAGGUCCGAUUUUGAAGAUACAGGCACACCCAAAACUGCCAAUGGGACAUGGGAUAAUGUAGCAAACUCUCCCGUUUUCGAAGAUGACAGCCCAUCAGGUUCGUACGCCGGCGGAUCUUCCCCCUCCAAUCUGAGAAUCGACGCGAACGGCUAUCCUACGGAGGAUGACGAUGCAGAAGACAUCUCAGAUUUUGAAGUGGCGCCUGUUGCAACGUCUACACCAAAGCCCAAGAGGCGGCCAGGGACGUUAGGUGGACUGGAUAGUAUUACGGAAGUCCAGACGCCUUACUCGCCCCGUGAUGGAAGUUUUCCGUCAGACACUCAUGCAUUUGGUACACCUUCAAAGAAGUCAGGGAAAUCAGGCGAUCUGAUGUUGAAAGGAGGACUGAGUGUGCAAGAUAGCCCAAGCGCUAGAAGACGCUCCUUCAACGACAAAUUCAAGGUGGGGCCUAUCAGUUUGGAUUUGGGGCUUGGAAACCGGGAAGCUUCUACGCAAAAUAGGUUUGCCAAGCGGAGCACCACCCCCGAACCAAAGGCUCCUAUAAAGGUCGAAAGAUCACAAAAGCUGAUCAGAAAGGCCCCACUUGACAUGGCAAAGCCAAGAUCUCUUUCUUCGACUGGACACUACAUCUCCCCGGGUUCCACAGUGAGGACGGGAUCCAGGUCUCCGACAAAAACUCCAACAAAGACAGGGCCUGCACUUAAGGCCAUUCGUCGUCCACACAAGGAGAUUGACAGUGACGAUGAGGGAUCCGUCAUUAGCGAGCAGCGAUGGGCACGGUCAAACGAACUCACCCCCGACCGCAACUCAUCUCCUCCUACGGAUAUUGGCGUGCCAAGGCUAAACGUUCAGAAGAGACAAAUUCCUCGGCCAGCGAAGAUUGAUACUGUCACACCAGAAAGGAGCAGGAAAUUGUACCAGAAGAACCCGCAAGAUGAUGAAGAUGGUUCUCAGUCGUUUACCAUGACCCCAAAAUUGGAGUUCCCACAACCAAGUCUGGACGAUAAGGUCAAUGAUAUUUUGACCUCACUUAAAUCCCCGAUUCGUCUUACGGCUUCGAACCUCCAGAAGCUUACAGAGGCGUCGAAACGAUCAGGUCCUUUGAGGCCGUUUGAGCUCCCUCCUUCUAGUAUACCAGCACCAAAAUCUGUCGCCGGCAGCUCCGUGGUCUCUGAUGCUACCGGAUUUGCCCCUCGUGGUGGUAGAAGGCACGUGUCUAAUGCUUCAGCUGGUAUCGAACUUUACCAUCUCCACCGUGAUAACGGUCAGGCACCUAUCAAGCUUUACAUUCGUCUUGUAGGAGAGAGAGGCGAGAGGGUUAUGGUCCGUGUUGGUGGCGGAUGGGCCGACCUGGCUGAGUAUCUCAAAGAGUACGCCGCACACCACGGAUCAAAGAGACGAACUGUUUCCGGAGGUGGCAUUGAGAUUCAAGACCUCGGCGGUGGUGCACAGCAUCACUCACUGCACGCAGCCAGAUCCAGAUCAUCCCUGCGAAGCAACAGUCCCGCUCCAGGCCAAAGCAGGUCGGGCUCACCGCCAGGAGGCCGCUCCCGUUCCGUUUCAGCGGUGGGUCUUAGAUCCCGCUCAAACUCGGCACUGGGUGUCAGGCCCGGCUCGUCAUUGGGCAAUCGCCCUGGUUCAUCAUUAGGCAAUCGUCCGAGUUCAUCAAUGGGCAACAACCGUCCAGGGUCAUCAUUGGGUGUUCGAGGACGGGAACGAAGUUCAUCUCUCGUCCAACCAGCAACUGUCAAUAGCCCGCCUACCAUGCGAGGUGGUCAUGACGGAACCAAGGACCGCCCAACUUUGACGCCAUUCCAGCCCCUAGCAUACCAAAGACAGUGUGCAUUUAGUCCCCAAAACGGCAUGUCACCGCCCAGCGGAAUCCGGCCGCCCAGCAGAGGGCAAUCCGCAGUUCGACCACCAAGCAGGGGGCAAGGAGCAAUCCGACCGCCCAGUCGGCAGGGCGCACCACCGCCAGUGAGUCGACCAGGAUCUUCACACGGCGCUCUCCGGCGAUCUGCGUCCCGCUUGUCAUUUAGCGAGUCAGCGUUUGACCCGUCCGAAGCUGGCAGCUCAACGGAGGCACCACCACCCAAACCGUUGGGUCUGGCUGGGCCGAAGGGCAAGAACACUGUUAUUUCCCCACAGGACCAAGCGUGGGUUGACGGGAUGAUCGGCGAGGUCCGAAAAGUGAGCGCGCGAAAACGCAGGUUGACGGGCGGCAGCGUCAGCGGUGAGAUGGGGCUGGGAGAUGAGCCCUUUGUUAUUCCGGGAGAGUUAGUUGAGGUGCAGCCGGGGGUGCAGCAGCUGCAGUUUGGGUCCCCUAGGUUGGAGAUGGGAGAUUUGGGGAAGCAGGGAGGAACGAGAAGAGUUUUUCCGAAGAAUACUUGA
Messenger RNA from Morchella sextelata, 8880 nucleotides. RefSeq lists its product as uncharacterized. The transcript has 4 exons. Gene Ontology annotation, biological process: regulation of DNA-templated transcription. Gene Ontology annotation, molecular function: microtubule binding. Gene Ontology annotation, cellular component: RSF complex. Bases 1 to 8880 code for a protein of 2959 amino acids. Lineage: Eukaryota; Fungi; Ascomycota; Pezizomycetes; Pezizales; Morchellaceae. The record is from RefSeq and is a predicted model, not a curated record.